Closterium sp. Naga37s-1 is the source of this 1347-nucleotide messenger RNA. Lineage: Eukaryota; Viridiplantae; Streptophyta; Zygnematophyceae; Desmidiales; Closteriaceae. The record is from the annotation of a GenBank genome assembly.
AUGCAAGUCGUCGGGCCACCCAGGCACCCCUGCAAAUCCCAUCCUCCCUACCUCCCUACUUCCCUGCUUCCCUGCUUCCCUGCUUCCCUGCUUCCCUGCCUCCCUGCCUCCCUGCCUCCCCGGAUCUUCCUUUCCUCCCUCUAUGCCCCGCCUCCCCCCCUUCCUGCCCGCAGCAAGAGAAUAGUGGCAGUGGCAUCGGGGCGCAACCAUUCCCUUGCUGUGGCUGACGACGGCAGUGCAUGGGCGUGGGGGUCCAACAAGUACGGCCAGCUCGGCACAGGCUCCCUCAAAAUAGAGCAAGAGAAGAAGCCAGUACUGAGUGCAGUGAAGCGAGUGCGUGCCGUGGCAUGCGGGGGCGAGUUCUCCUGCUGGAUCACCCACCCCGACCCCUCCACCACCACCGCCACCACCCCUCCUUCCAACGAUGCCACCACCACCAAAGCAGCAGCAGCAGCAGGGGGAGGAGCGGGUGGUGGUGCAGAGCCCCCAGAGCCGCCCUCUCCGCCCAACCUGUUCACAGCAGGCUUGCCGCAGUACGGGCAAUUGGGCCAUGGUACUGACAACGAGUACAAUGCCAAGGACUCGGCCGUGAAGCUCGUGUAUGCCCCGCAGCCCACGCCCCGGGCAGUGGCUGCUCUGGCAGGCCGGGAGAUGUGCAAGCUGGCGUGCGGGAUUAACCACACUGUGGCAGUGGACUCCAAGGGCUUUGUCUUCACGUGGGGGUUUGGAGGGUUUGGGCGGCUGGGGCACAAGAAGCAGAAGGACGAGUGGCGGCCGCGCCUGGUGGACGUGUUUCAGCGCCAGAACACCCUGCCCGCCUCCGCUGUCGUCGCUGCUGGCGGGGCCUUCUCUGCCUGCACGGCUGGCGGCGGGCAGAUGUACGUGUGGGGCAAGGUGAAGCAGACGGGAGACUGCUUUAUGUACCCCAAGCCGCUGCUGGACCUCAGCGGGUGGCACAUCCGCAGCAUGGCGUGUGGCGCCACCACCUCGUGCGUUGCUGCUGAUGCCUCCACCAUCUCCUGGGGCAUGGCGCAGCACGGGGAGCUGGGCUACGGACCCAAAGGCGCCAAAUCGUCAGCCAACCCUAAGAAGAUCGACUCACUCGAAGGCAUUCACUCGAUACAGGUGGCAGGCGGAGUGGGUUUCUUCCUGCACCUGGUGUCCCGCACAGGAGCUCCUGGUGCGAGUGCAGAGCAGCGCAGCAAGGCCGAGAAGCUGCUGGCAGCGAUCCCACUGUUCACAUUUGACAUUGACCUCUCAUCUCACUCAGCGUUCUCACUUCCUUUUACCCCUUUUACCCCCGCCCCUUGUUCCUUCCUUCCUUCAGCUCCCACUGUUCACGCCUGA